Caenorhabditis elegans is the source of this 1255-nucleotide messenger RNA. It is a transcript of the gene dod-22, whose product is annotated as CUB-like domain-containing protein. The record is from RefSeq and is marked reviewed. NCBI's taxonomy places the organism in Eukaryota, Metazoa, Nematoda, Chromadorea, Rhabditida, Rhabditidae. The coding region runs from base 78 to 1106 and encodes 342 amino acids. The transcript has 8 exons.
AGAAGCUUCAACCACUCCCAGUUAACUUUACCAUAAAAGGACUCUCGGUGCAUCGGGAUUUUCACUUUUUCUAGAAAAUGCUAUCGAAGGUAGUAUUAUUUCUAGCAGUUUUGUCUUCAGCUUCUGCAUCCGUUUGCAAGACUGGAAAUUUGAUCAACAAGCCAGUAAAUGAUUCGCCAGUCAUUUGGCCAGCCACCUGGGAUAUGAAAUUUGCGCCUCCAAAACUAGACAAAGGACAAACGUGCAGCUGGACUGUAACCGUUCCUGAUGGAUUUUAUGCAAAACUUGUUAUCAGUGCAAAAGCAAUGGAUCGGGAUACAUAUUUUCAGACAAUUGAUUCUGCUGGAAAUUUGGCAAAAACUGGUAAUGAAAAAAUGAAGCCAUAUUACUUUGUUGGUCCCAAGUUCACAAUUGCUUUGUCGAGCAAUGCUCCUGCUGCAUUCGGUUUUAAGAUUAUAUGGCUACCAUUUCCAAACAUAGAUAUUGGCUACUCUGGUGUUACUGAAGCAGCCGAAGUUCUUAACGCUACUGGAAUAAUUUACAAACAAUCAAUUUAUAGUAGAGGUGGAAUACAUUUGCUUCCAUUUCCACAGGAUCCGACCAAUUACUUUUCGUUGAGAAGUGCUCUUGUAUUUGAAGGAGGUAGUUUCCCGGGGUGCAAUUAUGUGGGAAAUCUUUACCAAAUGUACCGGUCGAAAAAGCCGUAUUCAUUCUCAAGUGAAGGAUCAAUUGUUGUUUUUAAUCUUGCUGCCAGCGGUAAUAGUGACAAGCUCUUGAUCCAGGAUACAGAAUACGUACAAGACAUUGCUCAAUUUGUCGAGCUGUACCCAGAAAUUAAAACUUCUUACACCGAAACUAUCAACGGCGGAAAACUGAAGUCAUCUCUGGUUUCUGUUUCAGGUGCUAAUUUCAAGCUGACCAAAGUUAAAAUGGAUGACGAAGCAACUAUGGCAGUUUACUAUGGCUCUCCAACGGUAGGGACUAUUGUUAAGAACUACACUGCCCUAGAAAUCAAUAAAGCCGUACCUCUAAACUUCCAAGGGGAAGUACUUCAAUUUGUGGUCAGUAGUGGAAAAGCUGAUUUCACUUUCGAUGGAUGGAAAUGAACAUUGAUUGUGAAGAGCAUAUGUCAGAUGUCAGAAUAAAAAUUCAACUUUAGAAAAAUAAAAUGGCAUUUGUUAAGCCCUGUAUUUUUGUGUUGUUUGGCUCGUCUACUUUUAUAAAAUGCCAUAAGCUGGAUGAAACAUGAACUUGA